Plenodomus lingam JN3 is the source of this 1320-nucleotide messenger RNA. RefSeq lists its product as uncharacterized. NCBI's taxonomy places the organism in Eukaryota, Fungi, Ascomycota, Dothideomycetes, Pleosporales, Leptosphaeriaceae. The record is from RefSeq and is a predicted model, not a curated record.
AUGAAUCCUCCGUCAUGGCACAGGGCUGACGGUAGCGACGGUGACGCCAAGGUCUCGAGCUGCAUCAUGGAAAUCAUCCACGCAUUCCAAAACGGACUUAACAUCUUCAAGCGAUUACGCGAGAGGCGAAAGAAGCGUCGACCGCGUAAAGGCAGUCAAGCACCAGACCCAACAACAAGUGCAGAGUUGCAGCUUUCGAAGAGCUUGCGUAGAGGGCCGGAAGAGCUGACCGAAACAUAUGCCCAAUGCUACUACAGCGGCAUGGGUCCGCAGUUCGCCAAAGGUGAUUCGAUUGCACACGCGUCUUUGGCAGAAACAUUGAUCAAAUUGAACACUGGCCUUGUCGGAAUUAUUGCAACAUUUCUAAACCGCGAUUUGAAGAACAGUAAAAGCCGCUUGCAUCUAGACUAUGGAUCGCUCAUAGACCUCUCCGAAGCAUCGAGAAGAGAGGCACUGCACAGCAUGGCCCAAUUGUACCAAAGAUUGAGUCCAUCUCAAUUGCAACUUCAUGCACCGACUUGUUCACGUUGUGGCACGUCAAGCCACAUUGACUGUUCAAGUGACAGCAAAUUUUCUGUGAGAGAACAGAGGAAACACGCAGGCUCGCGCCAGCGCGCCGAUGGCUCUGUUGUGACACGCAUGCCAAUCAAGACUUCAAGCCAUCCACAACUCGUCGUCAUGAGGCCAAAAUCAACGAGAAAGAACAGUAGUUUGAGAAACAACUCCAGUGCCAGCAAACCACCCCCAAAUUCCACGUACGCGACGACAGCCAUGUCGUCAGUCAUUUCAAAGUUCAUCGUCAUGACGCCCAUUGAACUCCCAGCAUCAAGUGUUAUCAAAGGGACGAUGGGCGUAGCACCGCCAUCACCCAGAAGCCCGAGAAUCGAUUCCUUUGAUGAUCCGAGACCAUCGAGAUGGCCAUACAACGACAAGGGCCACGCCUCAGAGCAUAUAGACUAUCCCCGACCCCAGCUCACUAACUUUAAGUCUACUCCUAAGCACUGCACACCAUCAUCAGAGAGGGAAUCAGCCCAUCGGACCUCUCCUCCCAUUUCGUCUUCACCAGUGAAACGCCGGAUGGAUAAAGUCACGCCGUCAUCCUAUACAUUCGCAUCCGACAGCACCAAAUUAGGCGAAAUACCACAGUUCCACUGGACGAGGCCUUGGGACUACGAAGAAGCAGAGCGACUUAAUUCCGAAGCUGCUUUGAAUCCACAGCCAGCUGUGACCAUGCCGGUGGAGAAGACAGUGAAGAAGAAGGGUCUCUUCAGGAAAAUUUUGAGUAGAGGCAGUGCCGCUGGCGUCGCUGUCAAGGUAUAA